Messenger RNA from Solanum dulcamara, 1530 nucleotides. Its product is annotated as probable galacturonosyltransferase-like 9. The transcript has a single exon. Gene Ontology annotation, cellular component: Golgi apparatus. Gene Ontology annotation, molecular function: glycosyltransferase activity. Bases 142 to 1248 code for a protein of 368 amino acids. NCBI's taxonomy places the organism in Eukaryota, Viridiplantae, Streptophyta, Magnoliopsida, Solanales, Solanaceae. The record is from RefSeq and is a predicted model, not a curated record.
UUGACAAUUCUUUGUUGUCAAUAUGUAGUAUAUAUAUGAUUGUUUAUUGACCAUUCAUUGGUCAUCUCCUUUUCCUUCUACUUGUCCCUCUAUUAUUCCUUCUUGUCCCAAUAGCCCCAAUAUAUAUACACAUGCAUCAAAAUGUUCACCACAUUGAAAACCCCAGAUAUGGAAUGGCUUCAUUCAGUUAGUAUACCAGUUGUUGUUUGCCUCUUCAUUAUUCUUGGGUUUAUGCCUUUUGGGUCUAUUGCCAUUCGCCCAGUUCUUGACAGUGAUAGGUUGUUCGGAUUUACAGAGGCACCGGAUUAUAGAAAUGGCAUCGCUUGUCCGCCGAUGGAACUAGCUGAAACAAUGUCGUCGUACUGUGACCCGUCGUUGGUUCACAUAGCGAUGACACUAGACUCGGAGUAUCUCCGAGGAUCCAUGGCGGCAGUACACUCCGUCCUCCGCCACGCGUCGUGUCCAGAACACGUCUUCUUCCAUUUUAUCGCCGGAGAAUUCGACCCGGAAGUUAACCCACGGGUCCUGACCCAACUCGUGAGAUCUAUUUUUCCUUCUCUCAAUUUUAAACUGUACGUUUUCAGGGAAGAUACCGUCAUAAAUCUCAUCUCAUCUUCGAUCCGACAAGCACUCGAAAACCCUUUAAACUACGCCCGGAAUUACCUGGGUGAUAUACUCGACCCGUGUGUGAACCGGGUCAUAUAUCUGGACUCCGACGUCAUCCUUGUUGAUUCUGUUCACAAGCUAUGGAAUGUUCAGCUUGGCGGUUCACGGGUAAUCGGAGCACCCGAAUACUGCCAUGCAAAUUUCACCAAAUACUUCACGGAUGCAUUCUGGUCCGACCUCGUUUUGUCUUCCCGGGUAUUCGGGUCAAGAAACCCGUGUUACUUCAAUACAGGUGUAAUGGUGAUGGAUUUGGAUAAAUGGAGAGAAGGUAAAUACAGAUUGAAGAUAGAAAGUUGGAUGAAAUUACAGAGAAAGAGAAGGAUUUAUGAGUUAGGGUCAUUGCCACCAUUUUUGUUAGUUUUUGGUGGAGAGGUUGAACCUAUUGAUCAUAAAUGGAACCAACAUGGUCUGGGUGGGGAUAAUGUUAAAGGGUCGUGUAGAUCAUUGCAUCCUGGUCCAGUGAGCUUGUUGCAUUGGAGUGGAAAGGGGAAGCCAUGGGUUAGGCUUGAUGAGAAGAAACCAUGUCCAUUGGAUUAUCUUUGGCAACCUUAUGAUUUAUACAAGCCAAUCAGAACCAAGUGAAAAAUUACUUUUGGCCUAUGUUACUCGAAAAUGUCAAUGAUGUGUUUUUUUAGGAUUGAUCAUUCCUUUUCUGUUAAUGAGGGAUUCUUUCGGUCUUGUACAGAUUGAUUAGUUGGAAAGAGUAGUUUUACAUGUUUUAAUUUUUUUAUUAAAAUUGUUGGUGGUUCCAUGGAUGGAACAAUUUUUGGGAUUCAUUUGGAUUUGAGAAAAGGAUAACAGCUUUGUUGUUCUUUCUUUUGGGAUCGGUUGAUAGCAUGUAUAUAAAUAAUGUUAAAUACAAUA